AAAAUAAAAAAUAGUAUAUUAGAAAGAAGAGAGGCACAUCAGAACAAAACAAAACAAAAAACAGGCACAAACAAUAAGCAAACCCCUCUUUCUUUCCCUCAAAAGCCUUGUUUUUCACUCUUUCAUAUUUCUUCUCCAAUCUCCACCCAAACCACCCCUAACCCUUUUUUCUCCUUUUAGAUAUUUGUUGGUUUUGGUUUAAGGAGAGAGUCAAUGGAAAUCAGUUCAAGGAUUCAAGAUAGAGAGAACCAAUCUCCAAUGAACUCUCCAACAAGCAAUGUCAGCAACUGUAUGAGUAGCAGCAACAGCAAUGGCAUCCAAAUCCAAACACCACCUCUCACUCCAAAAACCAUUCACAGAUCUGAUUCCAACCCUUAUCCUACAACUUUUGUCCAAGCUGACACAACCACUUUCAAACAGGUAGUUCAAAUGCUAACUGGUUCAUCAGAGACAACAAAACCAGCAUCAGCAUCUAAACCACCCCAACAAGAUCCAUUAUUACCACCACCACAAUCAUCAAGGAACUUCAACAUCCCUCCAAUCAAAACAGCACCAAAGAAGCAAGGGUUCAAGCUCUAUGAGAGGAGGAACAGCCUCAAGAACAGCCUCAUGCUCAACACCUUGAUGCCCAAUUUUGCACAGAAUUCAGGGUUCUCACCACGCAAGCCUGAGAUCCUCUCUCCAAGCUUGCUUGAUUUCCCUUCCCUUGCUCUUAGCCCUGUCACCCCAUUGAAUGAUGAUGACCCUUUUGACAAGUCCUCACCUUCAUUGGGAAACUCAUCAGAAGAAGACAAAGCCAUCGCUGAAAAGGGGUUCUAUUUGCAUCCCUCUCCCAUGACAACUCCUAGAGACUCAGAGCCACAGCUUUUGCCUUUGUUUCCUCUGUCUUCACCUAGAGUUUCAGAAUCACCUUCUUGAGAAGAGAAGAGAUUGUGUAAAAGGCUAAAACUUUGCGUUGUGGGUGACUUAGAUUGAGAGAAUGAUUACAUGGGUUUUGAAUGAUUUCCAACAACAAGGUACAGAGCUUGGUCUAAUUGUAAAAGUGGCUUUGUUACCAUGAAAUGGCAAAAGCCCUCUUUUUUAUUCUCCUGCUUUGUCUUUCACCUCAGAAUAUUGCUAUCUUUUCCUUUCCAUUAAUGAAACAAGAAAAAAAAAUCUCUCUGUCCAAUGAAAAUUUUGUUUUUCUCUUCAUAUUCCAUGAUUAGUUCUUCUAGGAUUUUUGUUUGAAAAAUCACAUCUUAGGAAUAAUCAUAAGCCAGAGUUUCUCUUUAAUUGAUAAUGAUGAAUUCAACCAAUAAGGCUCUUCAUAGUGUUUGUGUGAUUCCCGUUUCACACCAACCACCAGUGAAGUUGUGUUCAGAUAUGAACAGAUUCCAAAGAAGGCAAAGAGAUGAUAAGGAAAUGAAGAUGCUUGGAAGGGACAACUUUUACUUGAUAUCAGUCUUCUAAAAAGGACAUAACUGUAUCCUUUAUUGUCAUCACAGAAAGCUGCACCAACUUGAUGAAGGUUGAGGGGUCCCUCUUCUUGGUUUUGCCAAUUUUUGGUCUAAUCAGUUUCUCAAGCAACUCAAAUCCCAGAUAUGAUUUUGAUUAAUUUUAUUUUUUUUUCUUAUUUUUCCUGACUCCUAUUACUGGAAGAAAAACCGUUUCUGUAUCAGUUUCAAAGUUACCUAUUUGAUCAAGAAGUGAAGCAAAGACUUUUCUUUCUUUUGUAUCAUUUUUAAAAUGCAGUGUAUUUAUGCAUAUGUCAGAUCCACCCAACUUGUACUUCC
Messenger RNA from Gastrolobium bilobum, 1772 nucleotides. RefSeq names its product VQ motif-containing protein 4. The record is from RefSeq and is a predicted model, not a curated record. The transcript has a single exon. Lineage: Eukaryota; Viridiplantae; Streptophyta; Magnoliopsida; Fabales; Fabaceae. Bases 214 to 918 code for a protein of 234 amino acids.